ACCAAAAGUAAAAGGGUAAAAGAGUCAAUGAGCAAUAAGCCUUAUCCAAAUGGACCUCUUCAAUUCCCAUCUCCUUACCUGAUCACUUAUAAAACCAGAGUUUCUUCAUUUUGUUUCACCAGACACAACAUAACAAAGAAAACAUUCAUUCAUUCAUUCAUUCAUUCAUUGAGGGAGAGAAAGAGAGAAAUAGAGAAAGGAAUUAUUAUUAUUAUGGCAGGAAGGAACGCCAAGUACGCGUAUCAUCUCUUCUCCCCGGCGAUGGAGGGGCCUAUGUCGGCGUUACCCGCGGACGAGUUCGACGAGUCGGAGAUCUGGGGCUCGUACGGCGCAGACCCGCGGCAAGGUUCUGAUUUCCGGAAGGCGAUCCCGUCGGCGAGAUCGACGUCGAGGAAGAAAGGGGGCGAGAGGAACGGGGAUCGUAGUGGUGGUGGUGCUGCGCCUGCAUCGCUGCCGGUGAACAUACCGGACUGGUCGAAGAUACUGAAAGAGGAGUACAGAUCAGGGAACGAUGGUAGGGAAUGGACUGGGGUUGAUCAGUGGGAUGGUGAUGAGGAUGAUGAAGGUGAGAAGGCGGGAGUGGUGAUCCCACCCCACGAGUAUCUAUGGCGAAACAGAGCAGCCUCGUUCUCGGUGCAAGAGGGGAUCGGCCGCACCCUCAAGGGCCGUGAUUUGAGACGGGUUCGCAACGCCAUCUGGGAGAAGACCGGCUUCCAGGACUGAUGAAAAACGCGUUUCUCAUCU
Molecule: messenger RNA, 744 nt
Organism: Dioscorea cayenensis subsp. rotundata (Guinea yam)
Lineage: Eukaryota; Viridiplantae; Streptophyta; Magnoliopsida; Dioscoreales; Dioscoreaceae
Exons: 1
Coding region: 28-723 (231 amino acids)
Source: RefSeq, a predicted model, not a curated record